GUAUAGUUAAAUAAAAUAUAAACUAAUUAUAAUGAAGUUAGAUACGUCACAUAUGAGGUACUUAACCUCUGAUGAUUUUCGAGUUCUUCAAGCCAUAGAACAAGGAUCUAGAAAUCAUGAAUUAGUUCCUACUACUAUGAUUCAUAACCUUGGAGGUUUAAAAUCUCCAACUGGUACUAAUAGAUCAAUAGGUGAUCUUGCUAAAUUAAAAUUAGUUUCAAGAUUAAGAAAUGCCAAAUAUGAUGGGUUUAGACUUACAUAUUCAGGAUAUGAUUAUCUUGCCUUAAAAUCAAUGUUAAAUAAAGAAACUUUAUAUUCUGUGGGGACAACUAUUGGAGUUGGUAAAGAAUCUGAUAUUUAUUCAGUUAGUGAUACACAAGGAAUUCAAAAAGUAAUGAAAAUUCAUAGAUUAGGUAGAACUUCAUUUAAGACUGUUAAAAAUAAUCGAGAUUAUUUAAAAAAUAGACAUACAUCAAAUUGGAUGUAUUUAUCAAGAUUAGCAGCUCAAAAGGAAUUUGAAUUUAUGACAAUUUUAUAUCAAAAUAAUUUUACAGUUCCCCAACCUUUUGAUUAUUCAAGACAUUGUGUAUUAAUGGAAUGGAUUAAAGGAAUACCUAUGAAACAUUUACGUAAACAUAAUAAUUAUAAAAAAUUAUAUUCUGAUUUAAUGAAUUUCAUUGUUAAAUUAGCUAAUCAUGGACUUAUUCAUUGUGAUUUUAAUGAAUUUAAUAUUAUAAUAAGAGAUAAAGAUGAAAUAAAAGAUCAUGAAUUUGAUUUUGUAGUUAUUGAUUUCCCUCAAUGUGUUUCUAUAGAACAUGUUGAUGCUAAACAAUAUUUUGAUAGAGAUGUUGAAGGUAUUAAAGCAUUCUUUGAAAAAAAAUUUAGAUAUGCUCCAACUCAUGAUCCAACUAUGUUUGAUACUGAUGGAUAUGGUGAAGGUUAUAAAUAUGCUUAUCCAAAUUUCAAACGUGAUGUUACUAGAAUAAAAAGUUUGGAUGUUGAAGUUCAAGCUUCAGGUUAUGCUAAAAAGAAAACUGGUAAUAGAGAAGAAAAAGAUUUAGAACAAGCUGUACAAAGUAUGAGAGAUAAUACUGGUGAAGAUGAUGAAGAUUAUAGUGAAGUAGAAGAUUAUGAAGAAGAAGAAAAUGAAGAAGAUGAAGAAGAUGAAGAUGAAGAAGAUGAAGAAGAAUAUGAAGAUGAAGAGUUUGAAAGCGAAUCUGAUCAUGACUUAGAUGAAGAGAAUGAAAAGAUAAUCGAAGCAUUACAAACGGGAGUAAAAAAAUUAAAAAUGGACAAAUUGGGUAAUUAUAUAAUUGAUGAUGAAUAA
Molecule: messenger RNA, 1327 nt
Organism: Scheffersomyces amazonensis
Lineage: Eukaryota; Fungi; Ascomycota; Pichiomycetes; Serinales; Debaryomycetaceae
Gene: RIO2
Product: protein kinase
Exons: 1
Coding region: 32-1327 (431 amino acids)
Biological process (GO): maturation of SSU-rRNA; protein phosphorylation
Cellular component (GO): nucleus; preribosome, small subunit precursor; cytosol
Molecular function (GO): protein serine/threonine kinase activity; ATP binding
Source: RefSeq, a predicted model, not a curated record